Molecule: messenger RNA, 924 nt
Organism: Sitodiplosis mosellana (orange wheat blossom midge)
Lineage: Eukaryota; Metazoa; Arthropoda; Insecta; Diptera; Cecidomyiidae
Gene: kune
Exons: 3
Coding region: 52-744 (230 amino acids)
Biological process (GO): regulation of tube size, open tracheal system; septate junction assembly
Cellular component (GO): membrane; septate junction
Source: RefSeq, a predicted model, not a curated record
GUGAAUGAUUCGAAUGCAAUUUAGUGUGUUUCAUUCAUUUCAAACAACAAGAUGGGUGCACAUAACAAAAACCUUCGUGUUGCUUUAAGCUUCACAUUAAUUGCGCUUGUUUUAAUUUUUAUAGCGUUUGUUUCACCCUAUUGGCUUGUUUUUGACGGAAAACUGAAGAAUCCGAAGUUUUUGAAUCUUGGGCUUUGGACUGUGUGUUUCAAGAAUUUUACGGACAUCCACCGAUUUUAUGAUUACCGUUUUGAGGGGUGUAUGUGGGUAUUCGAAGAGGAAUACUAUAUAAUACACGAUUUCCUUUUGCCUGGAUUUUACAUCGCUGUUGAGUUCUUCUUUACUCUAACAUUUACAUUGCUGCUAGUAUCCGUAAUACUAACGCUGGGAAUAUUUGCCUUUUCUCGUGAAGACGACCGUUAUAUGGUAGUUUUACUCAGUAAUGGAGCCUCCCAAGUGGCUGGAGCUAUAUUUGGUUUGAUUGCUGUCAUCACAUUUGGUGCAAGAGGUGAUGGUAGAGAUUGGAUGCCUCAUUGGGAGCACAAUGAUAUGGGAUGGGCAUAUGCUUGUGCUUGUGUCGGCGUUUGUAUCUUAUUGCCCAGUGGGAUUUUGUAUAUGGCGGAAGCACGGCGAGAACGGUACAAGCAAUUGAAUGAGAUUGGUACCCGCGAAGCAAGUGCAUACAGCGUUGGUGAAGACAUUCGAAAAUAUCAGCAACGCCAGCAAGGCCAUACAGAUAUUUGAGGAGUCUAAAAUGCUUCGAAUCUAUCAACCAUUGGAAUCAUAAAUGUUCAUACAUUAAUGAAAAGUAUUUUUAAACAGUCCGUCCAUAAGAUUAUAUGACAAAUUUAAGAUUAUACACUUUAUUGACAAAAUAAUGUUGACGCAGAUAUGAAAAAGAAAUAAAUUCAUUUACUUGCUACU